Messenger RNA from Anopheles maculipalpis, 1533 nucleotides. RefSeq names its product cytochrome P450 302a1, mitochondrial (gene dib). Lineage: Eukaryota; Metazoa; Arthropoda; Insecta; Diptera; Culicidae. Gene Ontology annotation, molecular function: monooxygenase activity; iron ion binding; oxidoreductase activity, acting on paired donors, with incorporation or reduction of molecular oxygen. The transcript has 7 exons. The record is from RefSeq and is a predicted model, not a curated record. The coding region runs from base 1 to 1533 and encodes 510 amino acids.
AUGGUCCGGUUGGUAAUACAUCAUUUCAUCGACAGAGCGGCGAAAACGUAUCAAGAAAUUCCUGGACCAAAGGGCCCUUUCGGGUUGGGAAAUCUUUAUCAGUACAUUCCAGGAAUAGGACGUUACAGCUUCGAUGAGCUGCAUCGGUCCGGUGAGGACAAAUUUCGACAGUACGGACCGAUCGUACGGGAAACGAUGAUUCCCGGGCAGGAUAUUGUGUGGCUUUACGAUCCGGACGAUAUUGCUGCGGUACUGGACGAUCGUACACCGGGCAUGUAUCCGUCCCGGCGUAGCCAUACCGCGCUGGAAAAAUAUCGCAAAGAUCGUCCAAAUGUGUACCGUACUGCUGGUCUGUUACCAACAAACGGUUUGGAAUGGUGGAAAAUACGAUCCGAACUACAGAAAGGACUAAGCGCUCCACAGAAUGUGCGAAACUUUCUUCCCUCGACGGAUAAAAUUACGAAGGAAUUCAUUGCACGUCUACGAUCGCAACUGGAUGCGGAACAGCCCACCUCCGGUACGAAGAACUUUGUGAUCGAAGACGCAAUGCCACUGAUUUCGCGACUUAAUCUAGAGUUGAUCUGCUUGCUGGCCUUCGACGUACGGUUGGACAGCUUCUCCGAGGAACAAAUGCUUCCCAGCUCCCUAUCCUCUCGAUUGAUGGAAUCAGCCGAUACGACCAACUCCUGCAUACUGCCCACCGAUCAGGGCUUUCAGCUGUGGCGUUACUUUGAAACGCCCACCUACAGACGGUUGUGCAAAGCGCAGGAAUUUAUGGAGAAGACCGCCGUCGAGCUUGUGUCACAGAAGUUGCUCUACUUUAACGAGGACCAGCAACGGUUGGCAAGUGGAGAACAUUCGAAAUCACUUAUGGAGGAAUAUCUUCGCAACCCUAAUCUGGAGCUGAACGAUAUCAUCGGUAUGGCUUCGGAUCUGCUUCUUGGUGGUGUACAUACGACCAGCUACAGUACUGCCUUCGCACUGUACCACUUGGCGUUGAAUGGAAGCACCGCCCAGGAACGGUUGUACCAGGAGGCGAAGAAAAUUCUGCCCGAUCCAAGGGAAAGCCGGAUCGGAGCUGCCGUGUUGGGAUCGGAAGCUUCCUAUUGUCGUGCGGUACUGAAGGAAUCGUUACGCUUGAAUCCCAUCUCGAUCGGUGUAGGACGAAUUCUCAACCGGGAUCACGUGUUGAGCGGCUAUCAGGUUCCACGUGGAACGGUCAUAGUUACCCAGAAUAUGAUCUCUUGUCGUCAGGAGAAAUAUUUCCGCAAUCCUCUUCGAUUCACACCCGAACGGUGGAUGCGCGAAACUAAGGAACCAGUGCAUCCUCAUUUGGUGGUACCAUUCGGACAUGGCAUGAGAUCAUGCAUCGCCCGUCGAUUGGCAGAACAGAGCAUGCUGGUACUGCUACUGAGGCUCGUACGCUCUUUCGAAAUCGAGUGGGCCGGGACUAUUCCGAUGGAUGUCCAAACGAAACUUAUCAAUCAACCUGAUCAACCGAUUCGAAUACGGUUGAAGCCAAGAUCAUCGUGA